UCUUGAACCACAUCCGCUCGUUCUCUUCAUUCGUCCAGCCUUAUCUCUUCGUUUGUCCAGCUCGUCCAACCUUAUCUCUUCGUUCGUCCAACCACUCGUUAUCUCCCAGCCUCUCUCUUCCUCUCUCUCUCCCUCUCUCUUCGCAGUUUAGGCAGCGACCAUGUCUCCGUCCCCUGAUCUCUCCCGCGUCCUCUCUCGUGUGCUCAUUGUCUCUAGCCGCACCGUUCGCAAGAACAAGUUCAUCGAUUUCGUCGGGGAGUACCACCUCGACCUCAUCGUGGGCUACGGCGUGGUGUCGGUGAUUGUGCCGUGCGUGGCUGGUGUGCACAUGCUACUGGACUCGUUUGAGCCAAUCCACGGCGUGCUCCUCUACGAGGGCGAGGACAUUGACCCUUCUCUCUACGACGCCGACGUGGCUGGCGUGCUCUCGUCGGAGCAGCUCUAGGCCGUGAGGUGCCUGCAACCGAGCGAUGCCGCCAUCAACCAUGAGAAGGACUCCAUCGAGCUCUGCCUCUCUCUUUCACACCGCGAUGAGUUGAUUUGUUCUUUGUUAGUAUAUGGAUGAGAUAGUCGUUUUGAUUAUGUUCUUGUGUUUUAGAUGAGUAUAUGGAUUAGAUGAGAUGAGUUGAUUUGUGCUUGUGGUUAGAGUAGCCGCGUUAUCUUGUGCCGUGGCUUGCCCGGCAGUGUCCGACGGGAGCGGUGACGGGAGCAGCAGCGGGAGCGACAUCCGAGCUAGCUCGAUUCCGAGCUGGCUCGAUGUUGCUCCCGCCACCGCCAAUUCUCAUUUUUUUUUAUUCUCUGGAAAUUCUAAUAGUGCCGGGUGGUCAACUGGCACUGAUAGUGGCAUACUAUAAGUGUCGAAUAAAGAGUGCCGGUUGAAAAAUCAGCACUAAAGCCGUUUUUCAACCGACACUAUUAUAUUGUUCUAUAGUAGUGGGAAGCACUGAAUUGCUAUUAUGCUCGUGAAGACAAAAAUCCUGCCAUUCAGAGGCGGAUAUAUUGGAUGCUUUAUCACUAAGAAUUCUUUAUUUUCUUCUUCUUUCGGUACUCUUUCCAGUUCCGAAAGUCGUCAUAUAGAUUUUCUUGUGCUCUGGGUCUUUUCACUCAUGGAGGAACUUAUGAUCAUUCCAUCUUCAUAUCCAUGCAAUAUUUAUAUUCUUGUGCUAUGCUAUAGCUAUUUGCAUUAACUCAUCUUUACAAGUUAUUCAUGUCAAUGACUCGGUGCACUUGUCUUACUUUGAAUUGAUGAUGGAAUUGUGAUAUUCCCCUACUCAAAAAAAAAAAAUUGUGAUAUUCCCAAGAGCUAGAAAUUGUUAUCUUUUUUAAUUGAAGAUGUCAUCGUGGAUCAUUGUGCACGGCAACUUGUUUUGAUGUUAUGAUUUAUAGAGUAUUAUGCAAGGUUUUGCACAUUUUUGGAUUAUGCAAAAUGGUGCUGUAGAUUAUAUUUCAGAAAAAUUUAAAGCUUGUAUUCAUUAGGAGUUUCCAACUAGGUGUUGCAUUUCCUGAACUAAUACAUUUCAAGCACCGAUGAUCUUAUACCAGUCAUAAUGCACUCUUGGACUUAUGGUAUUAUACUUGCCAUUGUUAUGACUUAUGAUGUCUUCUGCGUUGGUUAUGAUACGUUCUUUUAUCUUGUUGAAUCUCGUUGGUUAGAAUGUAAAUCAAUUUGCUUCAUGACGAGCGAUCCAUCUUUGCAAGGCUUAUUGGAUUAAAUGGAUAGUUAAUCAUUGUCACCAAGCACCAGUUCUCAAGGAUUCUCAAAUGUUGGGUUAUUUAUUUUUGCAGGUCUAGCGUGGGCCAUAUGGAGAUCCAGGAACAACAUGGUGAUCGAGAGGAAGUUUCCAAACAAACCGCAUGCAAUCUUACACAUUACUAUAUCGUUCGUGCAGAACUGGAGGCCCCUCCUCAAAGGAGACGAUAGAUUCAAGGUGGAUGACGCCACUUCGAGGGCUAGGGACUGGCUGGACCGUUUCAUUCCGAUUGAGAGUUUACCGACUGAUGUCUAUGAGCUCUGAGUCCUACUUUCUCUAUGUGUAAUAGGAUCGUUUGGCGUCUCUUGGCCCUUCCACCUUUUGUUCUGGACUUUGUUUGCACUUGUGAGACUUGUCUGGUGUGCUGGUCAUCCCAGCUUGAUUUUUUUUUACAUCUUUGUUUUUUGUCUUAAACUCUAUUUGACUUUUAAUAUAAACCG
Molecule: messenger RNA, 2191 nt
Organism: Phragmites australis (common reed)
Lineage: Eukaryota; Viridiplantae; Streptophyta; Magnoliopsida; Poales; Poaceae
Product: putative glutamine amidotransferase GAT1_2.1
Exons: 2
Coding region: 161-445 (94 amino acids)
Cellular component (GO): cytosol
Molecular function (GO): hydrolase activity, acting on carbon-nitrogen (but not peptide) bonds, in linear amides
Source: RefSeq, a predicted model, not a curated record